Messenger RNA from Elaeis guineensis (African oil palm), 2453 nucleotides. NCBI's taxonomy places the organism in Eukaryota, Viridiplantae, Streptophyta, Magnoliopsida, Arecales, Arecaceae. The record is from RefSeq and is a predicted model, not a curated record.
GGCGCGCCGACCUGAGAAAAGGUGAAGUACUACUACUCGAAAAGGAAUGACUCCAGCACGGACUUGAGAAGGCGAACUUUGGGGAGACAGAUGCUGCCGAAUUCUGUUUUUGGCCUUGCACCUCCCUGCAACGGACAAUUCGAAAUAGGCGCGUUUUACGAAAUCGAUCACGAAAAGCUUCCGCCGAAGUCUCCGAUCCAGCUGAAAGCCAUUCGGGUCGUAAAGGUAACGGAGACUUCGAAGUUGGACGUGACAGUGAGCUUCCCGAGCACCCUUUCGCUGCGGAACUACUUCUCCUUUUACCCCACCGACGGGCACGAGCCCGAGCUGGACGAGAGGUUCGUCAUGAGCUUGAAACAAGCGGUGAGGAUCCUCAGGAGACUGGUACCCUCGUCCACCUGGGAGGAGGAGAAACACAUGGAGAGCUUCUGGCUUGUGGCUCCCAGGGCAUACGACUGCCAACCUCUAGCCUUGUUGCCAGCCACGGCCACAAAAGAAGCUGCGGAGGAAGACGAGAGGACGCCAACACCGAUGGGUUCCUGCCUCUUAGCCCUCAAGAGCGCCGGGAUUUUGGGUUGGGGGAUCCGACGGAAGGUUAAGUACAUCGGAAGGCACAGGGAGUUGCCGAUGCCUGAGAAGAAGGAAGAAGAGGAGGAGGAACGAGCGGAAAUGGAGGAGAAAGUGGUGGUGGAGGAGCAGCAGCUUGGACAGAAGAGGACUCGUGAGGCUUGCAAGAGGGAGAAGGAAGAGAAUAAGAAAAGGAAGAAGAAGAAAGAAGACCAGAGGGAAAGGAAGAAGCCGCGGCAUGGGAAGGAGAAGAAUAGAAAGUGCGAGCAGGAAAGCCGGGUGAAGGCGUCCAAGGACCGGUGGUCGUCGGAGAGGUAUGAGGCGGCGGAGAUGAAGCUACUGGAGAUCAUGAGGGAGAAGGGGGCGGAGCUGGGGAACCCCAUCAUGCGUCAGGCGCUACGGGAGGAGGCGAGAAAACACAUCGGGGACACUGGCCUUCUGGACCACCUCCUGAAACACAUGGAUGGUAAAACCGUGGCCGGAGGCACCGAGCGUUUCCGGCGGCGGCAUAAUGCCGAGGGCGCCAUGGAGUACUGGUUGGAACCGGCGGAGCUAGUGGAGAUACGGAGGAAGGCCGGGGUGAUGGACCCCUUCUGGGUCCCUCCGCCGGGGUGGAAGCCCGGAGAUGCCGUGUCGCCGUGCCCGUGUGGCACGGAAUGCAAAAGGGAGGUUAGUGAGCUCCGAGAGGAGAUCGCUGUUCUGAAGAGGAACAUGGAGCAAUUGAGUUCACUGAAGAACCUGGAGAAGAUAGCUAAAGAAUUUCGCUCGGAAGAUGAUAAUGGUUCUGGCACCUGGCAGGAGAGAUACCAGAGCUUGGUGGAAUCGAACAGCAAGAUGGAAAAAAAGAUGGCAGCUUUAUCCAGUCAUUUGCUGGAGCUGGAGGAAGAGAUCCGCUUACUCAAGGACGAGAAGGACAAAAAAACGGAGAUGGCGACGAAAGACAAGGGCUGGCUGGAUGGAGGUGAUGGCGAUAAGGAGGGAGAGGAGAGGGGCAAAGAGCAGGAGUCCAAAAACACCAUGAGCACCAAAAGUAGCACGAACAACGACAGCAGCAGCAGCAGGAUCACUGAUCUUCCUACGACCAUCGCCAAUGCUAACAACAACAACAGCGAUGGCAGUGGUGGAGGUGGAGGUGGGAAAAGGACGGUGAGGAGCGGGUUCAGGAUAUGCAAACCCCAGGGGACGUUCCUGUGGCCCAACACCGCCGCGCUCAUCAGCACCAGCGGCAGGAGGAACCCGGGGGAUGUGGUGGCCGUGUCGUCAUCGCCACGCGCCCAGGGGCUGAUGGUCCCCGCAGCAACCACCGCCACCACCACGACGCUGGAGGAUCAGCUCAUGUUUUUCGGGGGCAUCCCCACCCCACCUUCGGCUUCGUCCGCCACGUCAGCGCCCAAUCUCCUGCUGCCGCCUCCGACAUCCCCCAAACUGCCACGCGUCUCCGACUCUGCCGCGGCAGAGGUCGUGGUGGUCCCCUCCGCCCACCAGCAGCUGCAGGAGAGAACGGCCAGCUCCGAGAACCUCUGCCCUUCCGUGUACCGCCAGGACGUCCACACGGCACGCGGGACUUCGUCUCCGUUGGGAGAGAAUAACAAGAAAGAGGCGUUGUGGGAGCCGGCAGAGGGGGGAGGGUGGAGCAACAUCACCACGGAUCUGGCCCUGGCUACGCCUUCCUCCUACCGCUGAUGAGUCAUUUUUCAGGAUCCGCUGGUGAAUCACAGAUCUCCAUCUCCUAUUAAGAUCAGUAAUGAUGCUGUUAUGUAACAAAAGGUCCUUCAGCUCCGUCUAACUUUACCGCAAGUUCCCCCCCGUUUUUUUGGUUGCUGCCACGUUGCUUAGUUACUUUUUAGCCUCAGUUUCCAUGAUAAUUAGACUACGACUAGAAAGCA